AUGAGAUCUAGAAAUCUUGAGUCGUCAUCGUCAUCGUCAUCAUCAUUAAACAGCAACGGCCGGCUGUGUGGUUGUGGAUUGCGGCCAAAAAUGGCAACAUAUUGGCGGGAUGAUAAUCCAGGGAGACGAUUUUAUGGUUGCUCAAGAUGGCCAAGACCUGACAGGUGUAAAUAUUUUGAAUGGCAUGAUGAACCAAUUUGUACAAGAGAAAGGAUUAUUAUACCGGGUUUGCUGAGAAGGGUGAAUCGGAUGGAAGAAACAAUUGCAAAAAGCCGUAGAAGGGAAAAAAUUUUGAUUGUGGUCAUCAUACUGUUGGCUAUGCUACUGAUUAUAUCUGUUACUGUAAAAAGGACUGGACAUGCAAUGGAGCGAAAAUUAGUGCUAAGCUUGGAGUGA
Messenger RNA from Coffea eugenioides, 396 nucleotides. RefSeq lists its product as uncharacterized. NCBI's taxonomy places the organism in Eukaryota, Viridiplantae, Streptophyta, Magnoliopsida, Gentianales, Rubiaceae. The transcript is spliced from 2 exons. Bases 1 to 396 code for a protein of 131 amino acids. Gene Ontology annotation, molecular function: zinc ion binding. The record is from RefSeq and is a predicted model, not a curated record.